CGAGGGAACGCAUGUUACCAUUCCCCUACUAAUUCACCACGUGCUAAAACACAAGCCGGUAUCUUGAGUUUUAGCUUCUGUACAUAAUUUUAUCAACUUUCUGCCUGUAUUUUUACCAUGGCUGCUGUUAACACUUACCCGAAGUCGACGAAUCCUUUCCAUACAAUCUUCGAUGACGCAACCUCCAAGGAUGGUAUGAAGGAUGAGUGGGAAGAUUGGGAUGUCUCCAGUGAUGAUGAUUCUCGCUCCCGUCCCAAUGACCUUAUCGACCUUUCCGACAACAACCCCGCGUAUAAGACCCGAAAGUCGUAUGCCAGGCCCACGACUAAUCGCUUCACACAACAUCGACCUGGCCAGCUGCAUCGGGUUAAAUCUAGGGCAAGGCAAAAGGCCCAGAAUGCGAAGGCUGGUAUCACACUCGUUACUGAUAUGUCGCAAUUUCGGCAAGCUGGAGUCGGUGGCCCAGACGCCGCAAGCAAAAACAAAUUCGCUUACACUCCUGCUCUUCAAGCACUGGAAGGCAAGCAGAGCUCACCUUCAAUCGGUAGCUUCGCCUGGUUGAAGCGUAAACCUGGAAAUGGGGGCACCAAGCGGUCGAUGAUGUUCGAUGAUCACUCAGCAGACCUAUCUCCAAACGCUCGGCCCAUUGUCAUCGGAAUCUCUGUUCCAUCGGACGAGGCAGGAAGCCACCAGGUCAGCCCACAGACAGCCGUCGUUGAAACGCCGAUGGAAAUGCCAUUCUCUCAUGGAGCCGGUAAAAAGGCCCCAACGCCUCAACAGCUACGGUCCGUAUGGUCUCCGGAUACAGAAGAUAGCGACUCCCCAUAUAGCACUAGACGCGCAGUCUCAAGCGUCUACUCACAAUAUACUGUGUUUGGGGGUCCUAAAGCGGCUUCCGAUGCACCUCCUGUUCCAGCAUUGCCCGCUACGGUAACAUUCAGUCAUCAACAACAGUAUGAUGAGGACAGCAGUGCUCCUUGUACCCCCUUCGAAGAGGAUGACAGUCCCGUCGCUACCCGGAAAUCGCAAAAAUUAAAGGUGGCCACCACAAGCCCUGAGAGUGCUAGCAGUCGAGCGCACGGCUGGUGGGACCACAUCACGACUCCUUUCACGCCACAAACCAAUAAUCCAUUCAAGUCUCAACCGCAACAAACCGGCUCCAGUUCCACGUCAGCUCCCCAGGAAUGGUGGAGUGGUCAUGAUGAGAAGAAGAGUGCUUCUCGGGCAUCACAUCUGACGAUUAUCACCCCAGCAAGUCAACGGGAAAGGGAAGCUACUACAAUAGACGCCAUCGCGCAAGUCCCCGUUAAUAAUACACACGAGCAGAGCUACUCUGAAAAGACACGCGCCUUAUCGGAGGGAAACCAUUCUCAUGACGCUCCACCACCAUACGAGUACACAAAAGCACACCCAGAGACCAAGGUCGCUGUCCCUCAGUUCUAUAUUAAUCCCCAGCCUGUACCAUCUCCUGGGCCCAUAACGCCGUGUCUACCCGGGACAAUGACUUCUCAAAGUGGUAUCGGCCUCGCCGAUAUCCCUUUAACGCCAUCAGGAGUGCGCCAAUUACCUAGUGCAGUCCUCCCAGAUCGUGUCGCUGGAUCUUACAGAACUGGCGAUCACUUUUAUGAAGCGCGGGGUAAAGGUAACAAAAUGGAACGACAACGUCGCCGUCACGAGAAAGAAGAUGUUAUGGCACGGAAGGUUGGAGGGUUCUGGAGGGGCCGCGGAUGUAUCCCAGAGGAAGGGUGCUUUGGGCGCGGUGGUCGUGAAGGCCGAAAGAGAAGGAGAGUGUGCUUGGGCAUAAUAGGUGGUGUAAUUGCUGCCAUCAUUCUUAUUAUCGUCCUUGUAGUCGUUCUCACGCAUAAAACAAUGUCUACGGAAAAGGCACCUGGAGAUCACCCUGCUCCCGCCGAUUCCAGUGUUCCGGAGCCAACCGGUGUGCCUGCGCCUACGUAUUUCCUGAACCUCACAGAUUUCCCGCCGAUGCCAACAGGUGUCUUGACAGUCACUAAGCCCAAGACAGCUAUGGCUGUGUCGGGCUGCUUUACGGAUGAAACACCUUCGACUGCCUGGUCUUGUGCAGUGCCGAAGGAGAAUCAAGGGUCAGCUCCGAUUGAGUUCAUCUUCCAGAUCCAGUAUGACAACAAUACGCGAGAGCUCUGGAAACUUGCAGACGGAGCCGGCAAACCUAAAAAGGGGACUGGCGUGACCAAAGAGAACACAAUUGAUAAGAGAGAUUUCACGACUGACAAUGGCUUCACACCUGACCCGGAGCCGCCUUCCUUGAAUGAGAUAAGGUUCCUGGGAAAUACAACAGAUAAGAUUAAGUCCCCGAAAAAGGAGGGGGAACCUACACCAUUUUUCAUAAGCUUGCUAGAGUCUCUCGACGGCACCGUUGGCCCAAAUAUGCUCUCACGCCGACAAGGUAAUGCCAUUGGUGGAUCCGGGGGCGACGGGACUGGCGAGUUCAACCUCACCGACAUUCUCCCUGCGCCCGAACUGAACUCCGACGGCACGGGAGCGCCUGUACGCCUAUUCCCUCUGCCUGUACAACAACCCCUCCGUCUCUUCGACCGCGACCUACCGACGGAGCACUAUGGCUUCUAUACAUACUUUGACAAGAAGAUCUACCUGGCGAAUAGCAAGAAGCGGGACCCAGCAGAUGAAAACGGCGGUGUGCCCAUCGCGGAUGCAAAGUCACUCGUGACAUUUGCACAGACGAGGUUCCUAGUCAAGAUAUGGACGCGGAUGGAUAAUGCAACGGAGCUGCUCAACUCAGAUGAUGCCUCAUCGAAGGCCGAUGUCAACGCCAUGCCUUUCCCUAUAACUGUCAUCGAAGAUAUGCAUGGAGGCGAUCCGUCGUUGAAGAAAGACUUUUCGUACGGCGUGUUCAGCAAUAUGGAAAUCAAUCGCGCGGACGCAACCUUACUCGAAGCGAACAUUGGCUUCCAGGGCACCCUUGUCAAUGGCAGAGGAAGCAACGAGGAUAGCUCCCUGGGAGGCUUCGACGGGGGUACCGGUGGGUGCAAGUGUGAGUGGAGGAACUUUGAAAGCGACCAAGGCUGAGACAGAGAGACGGAAUAUCUGUCUAUUUCCCAUUUCAGGAGAAUGCGGCUGGCUCAUCCUCGGGGCCUAUGAUUAUAAUCGGAAUGACUCGUGACAAGCGAAAUGAGUUCGGAUAGUCUAUAAGCAAGGGCAAUACUCAGCCUUGAGUGGUCCUCCAGUCUCCUACGAUUUUUCCCUAUCUUUCUUUCUUUUCACUCUUGUUGAUCUGGUUAUCUUGACGGGGCGUUAAGGCUUCUUUUUUUUGGCAUUUACAUUUGCAUGGCAGGAUUGCGUAAAAUAGGGAUACCUACAACCGUAACUAGAUAGCUUCGUUGAGAGCUAGAUAAAUGGCUAUGCGAAUUCGUUCUUAAUAUAAACAGAGGAAAUCAGAUUAUAUAUACUCAAUUGAAUGUACUUUUAUCAAUUUCUUGAUGGUUAUGUGGGUAAUA
This is a messenger RNA of Xylaria bambusicola, 3494 nucleotides long. RefSeq lists its product as uncharacterized. NCBI's taxonomy places the organism in Eukaryota, Fungi, Ascomycota, Sordariomycetes, Xylariales, Xylariaceae. The record is from RefSeq and is a predicted model, not a curated record. Bases 118 to 3066 code for a protein of 982 amino acids. The transcript has a single exon.